GGUUCCGGCAGUGGGUUUGUCAUUGUGAGGGGCUCGGGGUCCCCUUCGUUACUGUGUGUCAGAACAAUAUGCUGGAUUUCGUAUUUGCUGUUGAUGAUUCUGUGACCUGGCAUAUGAUGAACUUGUUAAAGAACAGGAAUCAUUAUUCCUUCCUAAAAUUUUUUGGGCCAAAACAGAUAACUAGUAUGCAGAGCUACGGAGCAGGAAUUUACUACAACACUUUAGUGCCAUGUAAUGGUAGGAUGAUAAAAUAUGGUGUAAUUAGCACUGAUACCCUGAUUGAUGAUUUAUUUCACUGGAAAACCCUCUAUGUCGCUGGGCGCCUACAAAAGCCGGUGAAAAUACUGACACAGAAUGAGAAUAGCAAGCUGCAAGCUGCUCUUGUUAGCAACCUGAAGAGUGCAGUCACAGCAGCCUUUCUCAUGUUACCAGAAAGUUUCUCUGAAGAAGACCUCUAUAUGCAGAUUGCAGGACUCUCCUACUCUGGUGAUUUCAGAAUGAUAAUAGGAGAAGACAGAUCGAAAGUGCAGAACAUAGUGAAACCCAACAUACCCCAUUUUCAGAAGCUGUACAGUACCAUAUUACAGGACUGCCCUCAAGUGGUAUAUAAGCACCAUCUGGGAAGGCUAGAGAUUGAUAAAAGUCCAGAAGGUCAAUUUGCACAACUAAUGGCUUUGCCAAAGACUCUGCAGCAAAAGAUAACUUCUCUGGUAAACCCUCCUGGAAAAAACAGAGAUGUGGAAGAAAUUUUACUACAAGUUGCCCAUGACCCUGACUGUGGAUUUGUGGUGCAUCAAGGCAUUUCAGGAAUUGUGAGAUCUUCCAGUAUAGUGCAGAGUGCUAAAACCAUACUGACAGCUGGGGCAAAGAAAUCUGUAACUUACAGUAUGAAGAAAUUAUAUAAAAUGACAAAGGGAUGGUUAAGGAAGACAUCUUGAGUCUUGAUGUAGUAUGUAUGGGUAAAUAAAUGGUACUUUUUCUCUAAAUAUUUUGCAGAUACCACUUUGCAUACUUGAGAAGAUUACAAUGCAUUUAAGAAGUCCAUUCUAAUGAUUUACAUGCCCAAUAUUAUGAAUGAAAAGGAACUUUUUAGUGGGAGAAGGUUUGCUGGUAAUAGGGCAAAGGAAUUCUACUCUGUAAAUACUGAACUGUAUUGUAUACUAGAGCUUGGAUUUUCAGAAACCCCUAGUAAAAAGAAUUGAUUGUACAUAUGAAUGAAAACCCAAAGCCACUCAUUUUCUAUGUAUUGCUAGCUUUAUUUUCCAAAUUACCCUCAGACUCUUUCAAAAUAAUCAAGUUCUUUCAGGGACUUAUGGAACUGGAGAGCCCACUGAAUUUUGUGUAGAUAAGAAACUGUCCUUUCACAUUUCUGCAUUGACAAGUUCAUCCUUAGAAUUCUUCUGAGGAUCCUCACUGGAUGCUUCUGCAGGGCAGACCUUAUGGAAAGGACAUUUCUUCUCACGUGUGACAUUCUGAAUCCAAAAAGCUUCCACGGUGACUUUCAGUGUGGGAAAGAGAAAUGAGCAGCUUGUCAGGUGUCAGGUUUCAAUCCUUUCAUAAAAAUCCUUUUAUGAGCCUGAGAUGAAAACUGCCCAACUCAUGGCUCAGCCUUGUCAGAAGAGCCAGAGUUGGAGGGAAAAUCAUAAUUCCAUGGACGUACUUGUGCAGACUUAUGAAAUAUGUGUUGUUUGGCAAAAGAUUCUAUCAAAGCACUUUGAAGUUGGGAAUAUUAUGAACAAAAGCACAUAUAUUUUGAUUCUUUGAUUUUAUUUUUUUUCCCCUCAAAAUACUGUCCACAAAGGUGAAACUUGUUUUCCCUUUAAAAAUUAGCUAAACUAAAGAAAAUUGGAGUUUUACAUAACGUGUUAAUCAUGCCAUUAAAGAUUGGACAUUUCUGGCAGUUUUCAUGUGUGGUGCAAUAAAUUUGGAGGAUCUUUUGUAAACAGAAUAUUUUUCACACUCAGGUGGGUUUCCUACUUUGGGAAGUUUAUCUUAUUAGAAAUAAAUUUAGACAAGAUUUAAUUUUGUUUGUGAAAAUGUCAAUGAUAAAAAUAAUGUAAUGGUAAAAAAUGGAAAUAAAAUGUAUCUUUCCUGAUUAGCAUGUUUUUUUUUUCUUGUAUAUUAUCUGAUCAGUAGGGUUAUCUCAAGCUACAUUCAAUUUAGUGAUCUCACUUUAAAUUAUUGGAAUGAAUUUAUCUGUUAAUUGUUUCCAGGGAGCAGUUCAAAGCUUGAAUUUAAGAAAGACAACAGAAAAUGUAUUAUUGUAUGUAAUAUGACUCAUGCAGGCUUACUUUAAUCAUAGGACAACUUUAAAAUAUUGAUUAUUUUUAAAUAUUUGAGUUUGAGAUUUUAAACCAGAGUCAGGAAAUAAAUGUGUCCCCUUUUUAAAAUUAUUAUCUUGAAAAAUAUUAUUCCUGUGAAAUAGUAAAGAAAUUACUGUGAAAAUUUCUAAGGCCAUAGGUAGAUUCCUAAAACUUUGCAUUAUCCAUUGGUGAUAGAUCCAGAAUGUGUGAGCUAAAUCCCCUCAAAUGUCCCUUUGCUGAUAUUAGAAGGCUCAUGACCCUUUUUAUGGUGAUGAAGAAUGUUUGUAUGUGUGGUAUUAGUAUUCCCUGUCCCCCCUUACUAAUGGAAGAGGCCAAAUUCCCCAAUUUGAAAAGUUUACCAUAUAAGAAACGUAACCAGGGGCUUUAAGCCACUGCUUAAAUAAACUUAACUUGGGUUUUGGCUGGAUUUUUUUGUUUGCACGAAGAGGUUCCUUUGUAGAUAAUCUAGAAGUCUUUUAUACAUAAUACACCCUAUCCACCUUAAAAUUAACCUCAUAUGAGUUAAUUAAGUGAGGGCUUACAGUAGCCAUACCAUUUUUAAC
Molecule: messenger RNA, 2866 nt
Organism: Manacus vitellinus (golden-collared manakin)
Lineage: Eukaryota; Metazoa; Chordata; Aves; Passeriformes; Pipridae
Gene: TAMM41
Product: TAM41 mitochondrial translocator assembly and maintenance homolog
Exons: 8
Coding region: 69-938 (289 amino acids)
Biological process (GO): cardiolipin biosynthetic process; CDP-diacylglycerol biosynthetic process
Cellular component (GO): mitochondrion
Molecular function (GO): phosphatidate cytidylyltransferase activity
Source: RefSeq, a predicted model, not a curated record